Carya illinoinensis is the source of this 2582-nucleotide messenger RNA. Its product is annotated as sufE-like protein 2, chloroplastic. The record is from RefSeq and is a predicted model, not a curated record. NCBI's taxonomy places the organism in Eukaryota, Viridiplantae, Streptophyta, Magnoliopsida, Fagales, Juglandaceae. The coding region runs from base 243 to 929 and encodes 228 amino acids. The transcript has 3 exons.
AGAAUUAACUACUAAUGAUUCGGAUUCGGAUUCUGAUUCUGAUUCACGUAGCAAACAGAGGCUCAGGCACAGACUCCGACACGGAGACGGGCAUGGACUCGGAAUAGGUGCCCGUUUCAAGGAUAUUCUCCGUUUUACCAGUUCUCCCGUUUCAUUUCCGCCUUCCUCUCUGCUCUUUUCCUUACAUUUCUUGCCUUUUGAUUCCUCUCUCUCUCUCUCUCUCUCUCUCUCUCUGUCCCAACAUGAUUUCUUCUCCCUUCAAUUCAAUAGUUCCUCUCUCCUUCUCUUCUUCUUCUUCUUCUUCUGGCUCCGUGAUGUUACCAAAUCUCUAUGACUACCCCAGGCCCAAGCGCACCAAUUUUACAUCCAGAAACCUCGCGUUCAUGCCUUUGAAAUGCAUUCACAAGUACCGUUUCGAUUCCUCAUCGGAAUCGGACGCUCGAUUCCCUAGUUUCUCUGCUUCUUGCUUAACGGCAACGGACGCCAGGUUAACUUCCUCCGAUCUCGUCGCCGAUAGGCUCCGCCGCGUCGUAGCCGAGUUCAGGUCUCUCCCGGAGCCAAUCGACCGCGUCAAGCGGCUCUUGCACUACGCGGCGCUCCUUCCCCCCUUAGGCGAUUCGGCUCGAGCGCCGGAGAAUCGAGUCACGGGGUGCACCACCCAGGUGUGGUUGGAGGCCGAGUUGGACGAGCUUGGGCGGGUGAGAUUCAGAGCCGACAGCGACUCGGAGAUAUCGAAGGGAUUCUGCUCGUGCCUCAUUUACAUGCUGGACGGCGCGGACCCCGAGGAGGUGGUGAAGGUGAAGUCGGAGGAUCUGGCGGACAUGAACGUGGGUUUGCACGGAAAAUCCCAUUCCAGGGUGAACACGUGGCACAAUGUUCUUAUUGCUAUGCAGAAGAGGACGAUUGCUUUGCUCGCUGGCUCCGAAUGAGUUACCCAUUUUUGGAGCACCCCUCUCCUAUGUUGCCAUAGUCGUUGAUCUUAGCGCCAAAGGGAGUUUUUAGAAUGCUGGUGUGUUCAGGAUGUCAAUUGAACAGUUUAUUUGCACGCUAGCUGGCAGAUACUGCAGCAGACCCUGCGUACAUGUGUAUUCUUGAGGCAGCUGCAGUUGCAUCUCCUUCUGCGCGUGUUAUAUUAUGUAAACACUUUGUAGGAGGAAAAAGCAUGUGCCCCAGAGCUUGUACCUAUAAUUAAUCAUGUUGUUCAACAAUUUUUCAGGGAUAUGCUCAAUUUCCAAAUAAAAACUUACGUUUUAAGGACCUGAAUCCUAGAUGCUACAAAAAAGCCAAGUUGUUUCAGCAAAUGUCUACGCUCUUAUGGAAAAUGAAGAUAUUGCUGAGAACAUCCAGUUACUGCAGAGGCUCUAUAGGGCAUAGAGUCAUUGUUGCCUCGCCUGCAUUAUCAACAUUUAAUUCUUUAGCUGCUUUAAUGGAGCUAAGAAAAACUUCUUUUUUUAUUUUUAUUUUUAUUACGAGUCCAUUUUGAUAAUGCUAUAUGGAUUUAAGUGCCUCAUCAUGGAUUAAUUUACUUAUUUUAGGCAAGUGGGCUUACGGGAUUUAUAUUUGUUUUGUUUACUUUCUAGAUGGGACAUAAGUUCAAUUUUCCUCUUCCCUUUUAGCAACCGUCAAUCUUUGUCGCAUGCCGCCCACUCCAUGUCAACGUUGUUUCUCACCAUCAGCCCACCACCAAAAGGCAUUUUGAGGUAGUAGAUGUAUAAGUUAUUUUACAAAAAUGUCAUUCAUUUAAAAUAUGGUUGUGUAGAAAAUUGUGAAAAUAAGUUGGGUAUAUUAUUAUUAAAUAAAAACAAUGAUUUCUAACGGUAUGACCGUUUGUGAAUUUAUGAGAGGUAUUGUAUAAAGUCUGUAAUAUAUAUAUGGUGUGAAAAAAAGGAGUUGAUUAAACUAAAAGAUUAUGUGUGAUGAAAGAAGAUGAGAGAGACAAGAUAAUGAGAGAACUUUCGUGAGAGCCCGUGCGAAUGUUUGAAGGAACUCUCCGUGCAGUAGCUGCAUGACCACGUUGAGUAAAACAUUUUGAUAUUAUAUCUUAGUUUUUGAUAAUCUUUUAAAGACAGGUGAGUGGGUAUGUAUUACAACCUCAAGUCGAGAUAGAACAUUAUCUCGACGGAAUUUCUUUGGUCACUUAGGAGCAUGUAAUGAUGGAGUGAUGUCUUCUAGGUUGAUGCUGGGCAUCAAAGACUCGGAUGAGACGAUAAACUCUUAUACCAUAGUCAUAGCCUCUUUGCUGGCGAAGGCUAGAGAAUGUUGUGGUAAAGGACGUGUAUGGGAAGCCAAGCAUUGCUUGUAACAAAGUCUUAAGCAUUGCUUAUAAUAAAGUCUUACGCCGAGUCGUUACAUGUGAGAAAGAGAGCUAGGUGUAUACAAGGUCAUCAUAGGGGAGGCUAUGAUGCAUAGAUACAAUGUUCUGUUUUUUUUUUUUUGGAUUUCUUCAAGUUAGUUAGGAAUAGUGUUUGCUUGGUUUCCUCGUCGUGUUAAAUUUAAAAGUGUGCAUGAAGUUAUUCAAUCCUAUUGCUCGAGGCGUGGCAUACCCCAAAUUAAAUAUUGAUUACUCAAAUCUUUUUUCACAA